ACAACCAGUCGAGACAGAUGGUGUAGUUUCGCUUAAGGUUUCUAUUAGAAAAUGGUAGGUUAAAUAUCAGGAUAUGGCUAUAACUCUUAUCCUGCUUGUGCUGUUCGUUCCAGCAGUUACUUCGAAGGGUUCACAUUCUCUGAGUUUGCAUGCAACAUACAUUAAAGGAAACACAUUAUUUCCUGAAUAUAGUUACACGCUUAUGUUGGAUGAUGUUGUAUUAGGACUCUUUAAUUCAAAGACAUGGACAUAUGUUCCAAGAGGAAAUACUACGGAUGAAGAUAAUGUGAUUGACCCACAACAUCUCCACACCGUUAGUAAAAAUAUGUAUGAUGAUUUUGUGGAGAGGUGGAUUGUGAUGGACGGGGGUAACCUUACUGGCAGUCUUCAGGUUCAUCAAAAGAUGGUUCUGUGUGAACUGUUAAACAAUGACAAGCCAGGACAAAUGAUGACCAGGAGUGCUUCCAAGGGCCUCACCACAGAUGAACUCCGUUAUCUUGAUGGCAAAUUUUAUUAUCAAGGAACUUCGUAUGUCACACAGCAGGAGCUCGAACCUUAUCUGGAACUGUCCAAGUUCUUUCAUGAGAAUGUGUACUACCCAGCUUGCAUAAACACACUGAAAAAUUACCUCAAGAAGAGAGGAAAUCAAGUCAACAGGAAAGUAAAACCCAGAUUUAAAUUAAUCCAGAAAGCAAAGUUAGAUGGAGGGUCUCGUGUGAGUUGUUUGGCAACAGGAUUUUACCCUCGCCACAUCAACCUGACUCUGUUCAGAGACGGGCAGCCUGUAUCUGAUCAUGAGAUCACUGGAGGAGAUCUGCUGCCCAAUGAUGACGGGACGUACCAGAUGAGGAAGAGUCUGGAGAUCAGCAGAGCAGACACACACACAUACACCUGCUCUGUCACACACCUCAGCCUGGACAACAAACUGGACAUUGAUUUAGAAUUUGACCAUAGUGAACCGUUUAAAUCAUUGAUUCCGUCAGUGCUGAUAGUUUUGGCUCUCGUUUUGGUGUUUGGGACUGGACUCAUCAUAUAUAAAUGCAGAUGGAGACGAGCAGUUAUAGCUUCCAUUAAGAAUGAUUAUUCUUCUGCUUGUACAUCUGAAGAAAACAUGGAUGCAGCAUCUUGAAAUUAAUGUCAAUUCUACGAAGCUAUUUUUUUUCUUCAAUAUUUUACUGUAGAUUCAUACAAAAGUUUUGUGCAGUCAUCAUUUAAAUGUUUUGUGUCUUAAAUUUGUAGAAUUGUUUUUUUUUUUGAGUUCUACAACCUUACCAAUGUCAGAACUAUGGACGUGUCUGUGUGUUUUUUCCCCUCUGUCCCAGUUUCUGUCUGUCCUUAAUCGUUGAUUAGUUCCCAGGUGUGUCUCCUUGUUAGCCUGUCUUUAUAAGCUAUGUCCUUUCAGUUCAGUUUGGUUGGGUCUAACAUUUUCAUAUGUGUGUCUUCUGUCUGUUCUCCAUGUUGGAUAUAUGCCUUGUAGGAUUAAUUAUUCUUAGAUAUAUGCCUUGUAGGAUUAGAUUAUUCUUGGCAGCGUAUAGUGACAACCAAAGCAGUGACAAUAGCAGCUCUUCUUUCUUUUAGUACUCAAAACAAUUUGGACUUAAAACCAAAGAUUAAUUGAGAUUAUAAAUGAGUAUUUACAAGCAACUAAAAAUGAGGAAAGUAAAAACAUAGGUCAUGAAUUAGGAGGCAACAAUAGUAGUGUUGACACAGGACCAUCUGAAUAGAACAGUGUAAACUUAAACUUGUUUGACUUGUUACAAAACUUGGUAUUCGACACAAUGACUAAAUUUGUCUGCAGAGAACAUGUCUUUAUUGCUUUAUUGCCUGAUAACAUGACAUAUAUUUUUUUAAUUUUCUGAAUGUGCUGCCAUUUCCAACAGUUGUUUUAACAGGUAGGAUUUCAGAUUAAGUACAGUAUACAGGUGCUGUGUAUAUGCUUAUUUUAAACAUAUACAACAUGUUAAUAUUGUUUUAGUUUUGUUGUAGGAUCUCAACAGACUGUUUUGCAAAGAUACUUUUGUCAUUAUAACAGUACUUUGCAAAUAUAUUUUUCUUUUUCUCCUUUGUACCAGACGAGGAAGAUUAUUUGAUUAUUGUAGCAUUGUAUGAUUAUAAUUGUAAUAUAAAAAAUAAAAGUUGAAAUAUUAAUAAA
This is a messenger RNA of Carassius gibelio (silver crucian carp), 2152 nucleotides long. Its product is annotated as zinc-alpha-2-glycoprotein. Lineage: Eukaryota; Metazoa; Chordata; Actinopteri; Cypriniformes; Cyprinidae. The transcript has 7 exons. Gene Ontology annotation, biological process: immune response. The coding region runs from base 74 to 1129 and encodes 351 amino acids. Gene Ontology annotation, cellular component: external side of plasma membrane. The record is from RefSeq and is a predicted model, not a curated record.